Molecule: messenger RNA, 5350 nt
Organism: Paramuricea clavata
Lineage: Eukaryota; Metazoa; Cnidaria; Anthozoa; Malacalcyonacea; Plexauridae
Source: the annotation of a GenBank genome assembly
CUCGGACAUCCUUUGUGAAUGGCCCCUUAUGUUCUUGUUUCCAGAUUGUCGACUAGUUAGUCACAACAAGUCACAACUCGUUGACAACUUGUCACAAACACUGAAACAACCCUGUUAUACACUUUCUUGGGUCAGCUGUGUGUUAUGCCAUUUGUCGUACCCAGUACUUUUAAAACAAACAAGCGCGGCCAAUGUCUGAAAAUCAAAACAUAAACAUCAGUUAUAAAAUAUACAAAACAACCAUUUUACUGCAUUGUAAAACUGUUUCAAAUAAUUUUUGAAUCGAGAAUAGAUAGGCUAUCUUACGUCCAUGGAAGUUAACAAUUUUUUGGCAUCUGUUUUCUGUUCUGAAAGCUGUGAGUCCAGGGCAACACCAAGGUAUACAUUGCUAUGAUUGUUAAAAUAUGUUGAUGUAUUUUGUUUUUAAAACGUAUAUUGAAAUAUAUUGUGGUGCUUUAUAUUCGUAGGCAUAGUAGUGUUUAUGAAUUACUCUCAGAAGCUUUUAAAAUGCUUUGACAUAGCUGUUUUUCCAUUCCGUAGAAACUUGCUUGAAUUUGGCAACCUUCAAGAGCACUUGGAUAAAAUCCUUUCAGAACACAACAAUGAAUUAUCUAAAAAAAGUAUGUCACCAAAGUUUCAGGAAAUACUUUAUGUUUGACUUAUUUUGAAGCCAUGUAUUUUUAAAGUAAUGUGCCCUAUUAAUCUGCUGUCCUUAAUUGUCAACCCCGUACCUAGGGACUUUCCUCUUAGUUCAAGAUUGUUUAUCUGGCCAUGUCUUUUGUUAUAUAAUGGGUAUAAAAUUGUCCCUAAAUUAUUUUCAGACUAUACAGAACAAGGGAAAGCUUUAUUAGAUGGAAGAAUUGGUCCAGAUAUUGUCAAAAUUGAUACAAGUGGUCGCUGUGGAAAUAUGGAUAUAUCUGCAAAUUUAGAGGUAACAUAGGUGUACAAUAAUAAUGAGUUUUUAUAAAUAUGUUAAACUUCCAGCACCCAUCUCCAUUCCAUCUACUUAGUAACUUCACCCUACUGUCUGCACCUUCCCCUUGUACAAACAUCUCCUGUACCCAAUCUCGUUCCCCAAGCCUGCGAUCCUCGGGAAGGAACGCGAGGCUCUGGGAGUUUCAGGGAGUAAUCUGAUUGGCCGAUGAAAUGGAUGCACAGUUCAAUCUUAGCCAGGAUUCCUGGCUUCCGGCAACGGAUUAUCCCAGAGCCUCACGUUCCUUCCUGAGGAUCGCAGGCUCGGGGAACGAGAUUGCUCCUGUACCCUCCUCUUGUGCCCAGUCCCCUGUACCCCCACACCCCAGUCUCUAUAAGGGUAUAAUGCAUAAUCCCCAACUUUACAACUUCACACUGUGUUGUACCCAACACCCCUGAACCCCCCCCCCCCCCACUGCUCUGCACCUACCUCCAUUCUUUGCACUCUGCAACUUCACCUAGCUCAUACCCUCUUUAAACCCAGCAACCACUUACAUUCUUCUCACUUUACCACCCACCCCUGUAUCCAUCCACUUGAUUCACCAUGACCAUCACAUCCUUCACACCCUUUUAUUUUCACAUCCUGUAUCCCACCCUAUUUACCCUACAUUGCUACACCCCACAUUGCUACACCCCACAUUGCUACAUCCCACAUUGCUACACCCCACAUUGCUACACCCCACAUUGCUACACCCCACAUUGUGCUUCCCUCACUCCAGCCAUCCUCAACCCAGCCAAAAUCACUUUUGUUGUUGAUAGUUCAUAAAAUAUUCCUUCAUCUUUUGUAGCUUGACAGUCAGAGCAAUUUUAGCAGCUUGCGAGCAAACGUCUGCAUCUGUAGAGGUAUACAAUUAAGCAGAAUUAUGUUUAGGCCAAAUAAAAAAAAAUACUUGGUUAGCGUCACCGCCCGCCUCUCGAUUUUCUGCCGCCUCUGAAUUUUUUAAAAUUUUUUUUUAUGUAAAUCUCUUAGUUUUACAGCUUAAUUUAAAACAGUUUAAUAUUUGAAAUUUUUCUCAUGCUCAGACCUUCGUGCUAUAUACUGAUCGAUAGGAGCACGUAGGCUUGGGUAUACAAGGUUCUUAAAGCAAAAUGGCGGCCUUCGCAACAUCAGUACAAAAAAUAUCACCGAUCUGGUGGAAAAACCGCCCCCAUCCCCUCCAAAAAUACUAUUAAAAAAUUAAAAAACGAGUAAAAAUUUUUAAAAAAAUCCGCCCGCCCGCCUCUGAAAAUUUGUGAGAGUGUGACGCUAACCAAGUAUUUUUUUUUAUUUGGCCUUAGUGUUACCCAUUAAGUUGCAUUGCACCCCAAAUGCACCUUACUUUAUUUUACUUUGUCUAACACCAGAUGAUUUUACUUGCAUCAAUGGGAGGGGGCUGGCGCUUAAUGGGUUAAGCUUGUUUGUCCAUAGGUAGCCGAAAAAUGUGUGUUGAAAUUUUUACCCUCGCGUGUGGAGCUCGGGCAUGCAUCGAGUCUACUCAGUUUAUUAGACAGAUUUAGAUCGAGGACGCGAACGUCAAAGACGAUGUGAAAAUGGCAUGUUGUGCCCAUGUAUGGAUAUGCCACGGCAUUUGACGCCAUUUUCAUGUCGUCUUUGAUAUCCGCAUCCUCGAUCUAAAUCUGUCUAUUAUUAUGACGGUUUGUCAAGUAAACUGUUUAAUUGUUGUUGGAAAUGCGCAUUAAUGGUAAAAUAAUAUUUGUUCAUACACACCAGGCAGAUGGAUGUUUGAAGUUCUGCUUGGAACACGAGGAAUAAUGCAACUUGGUUGGGCAACUGUGAGCUGUCAGUUUACUAAUGAGGUAUUGUAUUUUUAGGUCAUUGAAUAUUAGGAGUUUAGGACAGAUGGACAGCAUAAUAAUAAUGAUACCGUAAACCUCCGAAUAUAAGCCCCCCCCAAAUAUAAACCCCCCCGUGUAUAAGCCCACUACAUGUACGCUCAACUCAUUCCAAAUAUAAGCCCCCCCCUGAAUAUAAGCCCACUUGAAAAGAAGCCCACUUGUUUAUCACUAUUGUUUAUCACUAUUACCACUAUUAAUCACUAUUAUUACUAUGCUUAACACUUGUUUAUCACUAUUACACUAACACAAAAGAUUGUCCAUGUAUAAGCCCCCCAUAUAUAAGCGCUCCCCCUUGUAUAAGUCCAUCGAAAAUCGCUUACGAAUAACUAUAAGCUCAGGUUUACGGUACAUUUGAACCAUUCUUGGUUAUAGGAGGGUGUUGGUGACACAGCUGAUUCUUAUGCCUAUGAUGGUCACCGGGUUAGAAAGUGGAAUUUGAGUGCCUCUGCUUAUGGAGAAGUAAGAGAGAGAUAAACCUGUUUUCUAGUCCCUAGCAUGAAGACGUUUGUUGUGUUGAAGUCAGCUCACAGUGAGUUGUAAGAUGCUUUGUGAGAGCACUAGGAAACAGGUUUUAACAACAUUGAGGACUUCUCUCAGUGACUCAGUAUCUGAUUUUUUUUUCUGUGUUGGUGUUAUGUACUCAUGUAAAUAUGAUGUUUGUGAUGUUACUCUGAGUGUAUAUCCACACCGGGCAAGCUUGAAAAAUAAGUUUCUGAGACAUUGAGCAUGAUUAGAGCAUGUUAGCAAUAUUUCUUAUAUUUUAGGAAUGGAUGGCUGGAGAUGUGAUUGGGUGUACUUUUGACAUAGAUAAAGGUGAAAUUUCAUAUUACAGGUACAGUGUAAUAGUUUUUCAUUUAACAAAAAUCAAUUAUUACCAUCGUAUUUGUGUGUUUUAAUUUGUGGGAUCUUCAGGUUUGCAAAUUAGGUAUAAUGUGUAAGAAAUUGUCACUUUCUCUUUCUAGGAAUGGUGUGAACAUGGGCGUGGCAUAUCCAGAUGUACCACGUGGUGCCGGGGUUGCAUAUUUCCCUGCAGUUAGUUUAUCUUACUGUGAAUCAUGUCAACUGAAUUUUGGUGCUACGCCAUUUAUGUAUCCUUGAAAUUGAGAUCUGGUGCAGUUUUUGUCUGUCUGCCUGAAAAAGAUUAAAAACACUUGCUAGACAUUCUAAGCGAAAACUGUUAGUUUCAUGAGUUUGUGAACAUUGAAGUUUGUUUUGUUCAAAUCCUUAAUCAUGCCAAGAUUUCCCAUCGAUGGUUUCAAGCCACUGCAAGACCCACCCAAAAUGGAAUUGUCUCAAGCGAAAGAGCUGUUGGAAUUUCUGGACCGUCUUUUACCUGGAGUAAGUAGAGACCUUACUGUAUUCUGUAAACAACCUUUGAUCAAACACACAUGGUGCUAACCAGUUACUGUAUACAUAUUUCCAUUGCAGCCAGAACGAAUUCCUCGCAUGCCAUCCAGUUUAAGUGGAAGAGCUGCAACACUGGCCUUACUCACAAGUUCUCACGUCUUUGAGAAACUUGCUCCACUUUUGGUGAGUAAAAACUUCAAUAUACAGUGCGGUGCUUGUGAUGUUACUCUGAGUGUAUAUCCACACCGGGCAGUCUUGAAAAAUAUGCCUGGCCACGGUGGGAAUCGAACCUACGACCUUUGGAAUACUAGCCCAAUGCUCUGCCAACUGAGCUACACGGUCAGGUCGGUUUGAGUAUGUGAUAUUUUGGAACAGAAUCUAGUUCCUUCGAUAUCAAUGUAAUCUAGUAAUCAUGAUAUCUUCUGUGUUGGUGUUAUGUUCUCAGGCGAAUAAGAUGCUUGUGAUGUUACUCCGAGUGUAUGUUAUUCACCUGAGUACAUUACACCAACACAGAAGAUAUACCGUGCGGUGAUAUGAUUCCUGCAAUACGCAGUUGUCUCAUUAUAUUUUCGUCUGUGGCUCGUCUGUGAAAAGAGUCUUAGGUUUUCUCCUGGAACGCUGGCCUUCUCCUGAAGUAACUUUGGAUGAACAAGGAAUCACAGUUACUACAGAAACAAGUUUAGAACUGAUAGAUCUACACAGUGUAGACUGUGGACAAAGUUACUGUUUGUAGGUUAAAACUGUCUGUACCAGUGUGGGUAGUACCAAUGUGAAAAUGCUGUGCUGAGUGGUUAUAUUACUACCUUAAAAAAUAAGCAGAAACACUAACUCUUGACGAAGGGCCUUCGCUCGAAACGUCGAGUUUCUGUAGGUUAGAUUUCCUCCUGUAGUAACACUAGAACUUGCAUGGUUUACAACUGAUACAGCUAUUUAAUAUCAUGGGGUUAAUAUUUGAUGCAUUAUUUUCAAACAGACAAAGUCUUACGUGGUUGAAGCAGCUCUCAUUCCUUUUCUACUCAACUCCUGUUCAAGCACAGCUAGCCCAAGUGAAAUACAUCCAGGAGUUAAGAAGAUGCUGGAGCUGAUGUGGGCGUGUAUGGAGGAUUUUGAAAUCCAGCCAUGUUUAAAGCAUUUGUUUUACGGCCUACUGAAAGCUUAUUGGCAUCGUCCUGUUCAGGCUGACUUUAAAACGCAG